Molecule: messenger RNA, 2076 nt
Organism: Plodia interpunctella (Indianmeal moth)
Lineage: Eukaryota; Metazoa; Arthropoda; Insecta; Lepidoptera; Pyralidae
Product: lipase member H-like
Exons: 2
Coding region: 56-1066 (336 amino acids)
Biological process (GO): lipid catabolic process
Molecular function (GO): lipase activity
Source: RefSeq, a predicted model, not a curated record
UUGCAUUGAUCUUAUUUCAUGAACGCGCGCGACGCGAGCGCACGGGUCAUCUAAAAUGGCCGCUAUUAUAUAUUCUCUGAUACUUAUCGUAUUUUUUAGCACAGUGCACGCUAAUUUCAAGCCAUUUAGAGCUCUAUUGUACUCUGAUUGGAUAACAUGUGAUCACAACAAGACUCUCGACCUCGACGUGAGCCAGGUGCAGCUGUUCCUCUACGACUUCCAAAACAACUUCAACAUCAGCUACCAGAUCGACAAUGCUGCUGAAAAUAUCCUCUCAGCCUACAACCUCGACACCACCAGGCGUCUCAUCUUCUUCGUGCCCGGGUACAAAUCCCACAUCAGCAAAAACACCGAAGAAUUGAUCAGACAGACCUUUAAAGAUGUCCCCAACAUUUACCUAAUUAUUGUGGACCAUUCUCCUUACACUUCAGCCAGAGGCGGAAAGAUUAAAAGCUAUGAAAGAUCUGUUACCUACACUUAUUACAUCGGAAGAGCGUUAGGGAAGUUCUUAGCAGAUCUUCAUAGUCGUGGCUUCCCAUCAGAUAAAAUCCACUGUAUUGGCCACAGUCUAGGAAGCCAAAUGUUAGGUUACGCAGGAUCUACAUACACGAAUCAGACUUUGCAGAAGGUUUGGAGAGUGACGGGGAUAGACCCAGCUGGACCUUGUUUCUCUAACGGAUUUAUACAAGAUCAUAUAAGAUCUGGAGUUGGCAAUUACGUGGAAGUAUACCAUUGCAAUGCUGGAGGAUUAGGUACGACAGCAGUUUUGGCUGAUAUCGACUUCUUUUUAAAUCGGAAAGGUAAGAAACAGCCACAUUGCGAUGGAGGUAUUAUACCAGGGCUGGGAGAGUCGGACUCUGCGAAGUGUAGCCACAAGGCUUGCGUGAAGUACUGGACGGCGACAGUGCACAACCCUACAUGGUAUUCGGCCUGGGCUUGUGAUUCGUAUGAUCAUUUCAUGGAUGGAAGGUGUGCUGGCAACGAGAUCACCAUAGCUGGGUACUCGAAUCCUGGUAAUGCCACUGGUGUCUUCUAUGCGUCGACUGAUGGUUAUGGUGUGGAUUGAAUUGAAUUGAUAUUUUUAAUGUACUUAUAAAUUGUCUCAAAUCAAAUGUUACGUAAUGAUUGUUACUUUAUUUAAUAAAUAAUAAUUUAUAUCGUACAAAGACAAAGUUAUAUUAAUGUUAAUUUCCGAUACAUAUUGAUUUAUAUUGAAUGUGUACAAAACUAUUAAAACAUCUUAAUUUCAACGAAGUACAAAUACUAACAUUGUCAUUUAAUAAAUAGUUUAUAUACUGAAUAGUUCUACUAAAUUGUAGCCGUAUUCCUCAUGGCUGAGGUCGAGGCCAUUCUGUGGAAUAUUUUUUCACUUAUAUUGAAUAGAUAUAAAGUAGAAAUAUUUCCGAUUACCUUUUCAAUUUCACACUUAUCUAGAGUGAAAUUUUCCACACGAUUUUAUACUUCCUUCACUGAUUUUUGAUAUUUGCAUUGGUAGUAUUGCAUACAAUCGCAUGUGACAAAAGGAGGAUUCGUACCUGGGACUUUUCGGUUCACAGGCCGCAACUGCUUAAUCACCAUUGUUUCUGAUACUAAGAAGAGGUCCUUCAGUAAAAUCAUUUUUAAAGUCACACUUGAUGAUCGCAAUGUCAGAGACAAAAUAGCUAAUCUCACAAGUGUCAUGUAUGAUGGUACCUAGAACGGCACUAAAGUAACAUCAGAAAUGACAAAUGCGACACUCAGUGUGAGGGAUCGAGGGCGGAUUACAAUCUGAUGAGUUAUGUCACCCAAUUUAUGCAACUCCAUAAAGACAUCCAGAAUAAGAAAGGAUGUGGAUAUAACUCAAGAUUUAUUCCUUUUAACUCCAAUGAAGGUUCCGGUGCUACCAAUUCCAACCCAAAUGCCGGUGGAUUUAAAAAUGAUUUGGUCAACAUCUAGUACUAACAACUAAUAAAAUAUUUUGAUUUUAUUCAAAUGUAUUUUGUAUUAUUUAUAUUUAGAAUAUAAAUUUGACUACUAUAAAAACUAGAAAACGUACAGUUAAUGAUUUGAAAAAUUAAAAGAGCUUCUGCAUCCAAA